Lachancea meyersii CBS 8951 is the source of this 2100-nucleotide messenger RNA. NCBI's taxonomy places the organism in Eukaryota, Fungi, Ascomycota, Saccharomycetes, Saccharomycetales, Saccharomycetaceae. The record is from the annotation of a GenBank genome assembly.
AUGUCGGACUUGAUAGAACUCCAGAGAAACUAUAUCUUGUCGUUUAUCAAUGAGAUUCAGACAGAACACAACCUUAAGUUCUUGAUCAUUGAUGACACCGUUGAUGCUUUGUUGGACAGCCUUUUCGCUGACCGAAGUAUGCUGCUUCGUGUAGUCACGGCAGUCGACAAAAUUGAUUCGUCUAAAAGGAAGGGCCAACCAUCGGUGGAGGCUAUCUACAUGCUUGAGCCCACGAAAUUCAACAUCAACUGCAUAGAUGCCGAUUUUAGCAAUCGGCCGGCAAAGUAUAAACGUGCACAUAUCCGAUUUUUGCCUGGCUUCAAAGAUCAUCUAGUGCGUUUUUUCGACUCCAAAAGAUAUCUUCCUCAGUACAUCAGCACGCUAGCAGAAAUUCAAUGUGCCUUUGUUCCAAAAGAGUCCGUUUUCUUUCAAACCAUGGGAAUUGAACAGUCUUUGCAAGUAUUUUACAACAGGUGCUGCACGGACUUGAUUGAAAGAAGCAUCUCCAAGACAGUGGAAUCUUUACUGAACCUUUGCAUCAUUACGGGAGAAUACCCAACUGUCCGUUAUUCAGAGCCCUCUUCAGAGAUUCAUACAAUCAGCCCGUCUACGUUGCUAGCUAAAAAACUGGCCUUUGAGUUUCAAGAGGCAAUUGACGAUUAUGCCAGAAAAGACGAGAGCUUUCCUCCGCCCUCACCGAGACCUCGCGCUGUCCUCAUCAUCACAGAGCGUUCUUUGGACCCGUUUGCCCUCUUCUUGCACGACUUUUCUUACCAAGCAAUGGCGUACGAUUUAGUUCCAGAGGUAGAUACAAGAACAGACGUUUACCACUACUUUGCUGAGAAUGAGAAAGGUGAGAAGGAAGAAAAAGCCGCCAAACUAAGUGAGCUUGAAGAUCCUGACUGGGCAGAAUUGAGACACCAACAUAUCAUGGAUGCCACUGAAUAUCUCAACGCUAAAGUUAAUGAGCUCAUUGCCAAGAAUCCUCUCUUGGUUGAUCGUGCGAAUGUUAAAAACACAACUGACCUGCUCAGCGUUGUUGCUCAUCUCAAAGAUUUUGAUGAGGACAGGAGACGUAUCACACUGCACAGAACAUUGAUAGACCAAUGCCUUAACGUUAACGAGGAAAGAAGGCUAGCGGAACUUUCUGAUUUCGAGCAGGCGAUGGCAGGCUUCGGAAUGGACGUGGAAGGACAUAGAUACAAGGGAGCUACAGAGGUGCUUUUGGAAAACCUGAUGAGCAAAACGGCAAAUAUAACAGAUAAGAUCCGAUUCAUUCUUGUCUACGCUCUCUUUCGUGGAGGGCUUAUCGAGGACGAUUUCAUCAAAUUGUUGUCGUUUAUAGGCGUAUCUUCCGGUCAUUCUUUUUACAAGCACUUUAUGACUUUAUUCGUCAACUUCCAGAGUUUGGGUUUUAAACUCGUCAAAGAAAAGCCCGGUGAUAAGCCUUUCAAGAAGGAAUGGCAUCAUGAGACAAUUGUAAAUGAUCUCACCAUCUACAACACGUCGCGUUUCAUAAAUGUGGUCAGUAAUAACUUGUCCAAAGUAAUAACUAACCAGCUUCUACUGAGUGAACAAGCGUUUCCUUAUGUGAAAGACAAACCUAUCGAGGUUCUGGAGGAAGAUUCAAUGGACGACUCCUCUUACAGCUACUCAUCCACAUCGCUAAGGAACCCACGACACAAGGCCUCAUGGACUAGGAAAAACACGCAAAACAGGGCUCCAAGACAAAGAUUUUUCUACUAUAGCAUUGGCGGUUUGACCCAUGGCGAAAUAAGAGCUGCCUACCUUCAAUCUCAAUUGAAGAAUAAAGACAUUUUCAUAGGCAGUGAUACAAUUCUGUCACCGUUGGACGUUAUGCAAAGUAUUGAGAGGUUGAGUGAGCCCAGAGAGCAGCUCAAUCUACGUUGUGACCAGAAAACAAAUGAAAAUGCUCCCAGCUUUCUUUUCGAUAGGGCUGUAGCUCCUCCCGUAGCUGCUCAGCAUCUCCACAAGACGUCGAUUCAAAAGACUCCGGCAAAUGCGACGCCUGUCAUGCCAGCACCUCCUCCACAAGAGAAGAAGCGCUCCAAGCUCUCCAAAUUCUUGAGGUCUAAGUGA